CUUACUGCAACAACCCUAUACAUCGGGGAAGAAACUGAGAGCGAGAAUUGUACACUCAUCUAUAAUUCUUUAAACCAGCAAGUCUUAUGGAAGUGGGCAAUAGUAAACAAGUUGCUGCUCAAUUGUAUUGAAGUGUUUGUAUUCUUGACAUCGUUACGUUUGCCGGGUGAUUCUUAUGUAUAAAAUCUUCAUGUAGGAUUGGAUUAAAUACCAUUUGUGUGCUAGCUUGGACAGAACACGCAAGAUCGUGUUUAUCAGUGUGAACCGAUUAAAUCCCAAAUUGGAAUAUCUGUUUAGUCUAUAAAUUAAGUGCUUUAAGGAUAUUACUCAAAAAAUUGACCAAUGCUGAAUGUAAGUGAAGAAGAAGAUUGGAAAGUUGGCGAGUGAUGCAUUUGCACACCUUCACGCAUCCUGAUGGCAAAGACAAAUGCUGUUGCCUAUGUAGAAAGGACAUAAGACAACCCUUCAAUGUUUCCAGGCCGUGGCUCUACACGUCCUUGCGCGGAUCUGAACUCGUCAAUAGAAUGCCUUUUGAGAGUGCCGUCUGCCAAGAUGUGAAAAUGGGCAUUAAAGAAGAAUAUUACCAAAAGGCCAUUUCUGCUGGGGUAGAACACCUCAGUUGUGGUGCUAAUCCAAUGCAAAGUAGUUCAUUGUUCAAAGAAGAUAGUGUAUCUUCAACUACUAAACUUUUUGAACCAUCUUUAUUGCACUGCGAAGAGUGCCAUUUACGUUUUUACAACUUGAUGCAUAAGACUCACUUGUGUCAAGUCUGUGGACACUGUUCACACAACUCAAGCAAUUUCAAUACACUCUGCACUUCCCAGAAUAAGCAUGAGAAAAAUUCUGCUGCUUCUUUGGGACAAGAUUUGUCUUUAGAAUUCAAUGUGGCUGAUCAGCAUGCCCCAACACUAGUCCUAAAAUAUAUUCAAGAAAUUGAAACCCUAGCAAAACAAAAUAAAGAUAUUGAUUUAUACUUAGCCUAUAAAACACACAAUCAUAGUCACACUCAACUUAAAAGCAAGCAAAGACAAAAUGAAGAUACCAAAAACGUAGAGUUCAAGGGAUAUCCUCUCUCUUGCAUAACCAGUGCCUUAAUCAAAUACCUUCGGGAAUUGCCCAAUCCUGUGAUACCUGUUAAAAGCUAUGAAAAAUUUGUUGAUGCUUCUAAAAUUCAUAAUGACAAGCAAUGUGCCAUGUACUUAGGAGAACUUGUUCAGAAAUUGCCAGUACACCACAAAGUAACUUUGCAAACAUUGAUGGCUCAUUUCUGCAAAGUGUGUUCUUUGCAAUAUUCCAGAGGAUUUAAAAGUUUUCCAGAUGCCAUGAUUAGAAUCCUGAGUCACACGUUGCUCCGUCCAGCUUGGGAUAAAAUUGAGCAACUUAUUUCAAACUCAGAAGCUCACAUUAGGAUUAUUAAAUUGCUUCUUUUGAAAGGAGAGUGGGGAGAAAAACUACCAGAUUUUGCAUCCCAACCAAGUCAACUACCACACAUGGCUGUAGUUAUGGCAGACAACAUGCAAGUUUCCAUUCCAAUGGACUUCGAAAAGCUUCAAAUAGCCGAAGAUUGCCAUAAAUCAGAAGACAAAGCUCUUCAAGAAGCUGAGUGGUUUUGGGGAGACAUUUCACGGGAAGAAGUUGAUGAAAAAUUGUCCAAUACUUGUGAUGGUACAUUCCUUGUGAGAAAUUCUUCUAAUAAAGGUUCUGGAGAAUAUACAUUAACAUUAAGGAAAGGAGGUAGCAACAAACUAAUAAAAAUCUUCCACCGUAAUGGUAAAUAUGGCUUCUCUGAGCCCCUGUCCUUUUCAUCAGUAGUAGACCUCAUAACACACUAUCAGCAUGUCUCUUUAGCUCAUUACAAUCAUACAUUAGAUGUUAAGCUCAUCCACCCUUUCACCAGGAUUUCUCAGGACUCCAACAGUAGAAUAUUGCGGUCAUUGAAUCAGGAUUUCCUAAAUGCUGCUCAAUUAUAUGACAAAGUUUACAAAGACUUUGACAAAAUGCAGAAUGAAAUACUUCUGAAGGAGAACGUCUUAGAAGCAAUUAGAGACUGUAUUGGACUGCUUGAAAGUCAGCUUGAAGAAUACCAAAAAAAGCCUGGUGAAGUUCCAUGCAAAGAUAUUGAAUCUAUGAAGAGAAGGAUAUUAUCCCUUCAAAAUCACCUUCAAGAGCAAGACAGUGCACUUAAGCCUCUAAUGUCCUUCUACCGCACAUUAGAAAGGGAAAUUUCUGCCCAGAAACCAAAUUUGAUCUCAUUAUAUAAGCAAAGGCUGAUUUCAACUCAAGAUCAAUCUAAGGAAAGUAUUAAUCAAUUCUUACAAGAUCCAUGCAGUACGAAAAAAAGUACCUCGAAAGUUGUCUCUGUUAAAGAACUUCCUCAUAAUAAUGAGACUACGUGGCUGCUGCAAGAUUGCUCUCGAGCUGAUGCUGAGAAAUUACUUGCUGGUAAACUCAAUGGGACUUUCCUAAUCAGAAAUAGCCGAACCGGGGAUUUUGCUCUGUCUAUUGUUGUGAAUGGUUCAAUUGGUCAUUGUUUGAUUCGCAAGACGGAUGAUGGGUAUGGAUUUGCUGAACCUUACAACGCCUUCCCAACCUUAAAAAAUCUUGUUCUUCAUUACGCACAGACCUCUUUAGAGGAUCAUAAUAGUUCUCUAAAGACGACUUUAAUGUACCCAAUAUUUUCUUCAGAAAGUGAACAAUACGUGAAUAUUGCCAGCUAGGUUUUGAUCACCUUUUUUCUAUUACUCAUAAAACCUAGAGUUUAAAGAAAAUGGAAGUUUUCUAUUGCCAUAAAUUUUGAAAACUGAAAAUUCCCUAGAGUGUGAACAAUUGUAAAUUUUCUCAAAUGGCAUCUGUUACGACAUGUUAAUGGUUAAAGUUCAUAUUUUCUGUUUGGACUACAAACUUAGAUAAAUUAGACAGACAUUCACUAUAUUGCAUAUUUUUUGUUAUGAUUGCAUAAAUUUUUUUGGGUAAGAUUGUGAAUAGCAAACUGAAUGACUGAUAUAUUUUGUUUGAAUUAUCAGAUGGACUUGAUUGUAAUAAUUUCAACAAAUAUCCUAUUAAACGGUGAUAGUCUAUAUCAGAACUGCUGAAAUAGGCAUGACAAAUCUUUCAGAGAAGAAAAAAAAAACUUGUCCCAAAGAAUGUGUUUAAAAAAGAAAAUCUUUUACUGUGAUAACCACUAAAGCUUAAGAGAGUACUUAUUGGUUUAUAAUUAUUUUUUGUGCAGACUUUUUUCAUUGCUAGAGGUGCAGCUGCUUCAAAAGAAAUGCCAAAGGCAUAAAAAUGUGUACAUAUUUUUCACCAUGUUUCACUCUUGGACUGAUUUGCAUCUAUUUGAUAGUAUUUUUUACUAUAGAACAGAUAAUUGAUGUCUUUUUUCCCCCUGCUGUAUGUAAUCUAUUUCAAAAUAUCAUUUUGCAUAGCAUUUGAUGGCUUUUUUAUUAGUAAAUGUGGCACCUAUAGAAUUCUUGAAGAUUUUUUUUAACUGUUUUUUUUUUUAUUUUGUAGAAACAAUAAAAAAAUGUAGUUGGUUUGCAGUUUUUCUUGUAAAAUAUUGUUUAUGUAAUCAAAUGGAAUAUUUAUAUUUUCUUUGAAAUGAAAAAGUGAGCCAUUAGAAAUAAAUUUAUUGGUGCAUUAUGUAUUUCAUUUUUUUAUACUUUUUAUGAUGUCAAGUGCUUGAUGUAAUUUCAUUAUCAGAUCUGUAAUGUGUCCAAUAAAUUUUCAAAAAUGCUACACUUCUUAAUUCCAAAAUUUGUGCAAUCGAAACUUUCUUUAUGUGUCAUAUCUUUAUUAGUCAAAGGUAAAAAAGAAAAUUUAAUAUGGCAUGCUAUAUAUAUUGUUAUGGAAUAAAAUGUAUAGCUUUUAAAGUUAUUUAAAAUUUUUGUCUGAAAAUUUUAUGGAUUUACUUUAUUUUUAGUUAUUUUUUCCCCUAAAAAUUCUAUGCUCCACACUAUGUAUAUCCUUAUACAGAAAAUGUUUUGCUAGUCAUUAUGUAUUUUUUUUUUAAAUGAAAAAAUGUAAAGCUGUUUAAAAAAAAUGAAAUCAAAAUCUGAAGUGUAUCAUGAUUCAUUUUUAAAGUGUAGCAUGAUUUUUUUUAAUGAAACUCUGUAAAAAAAAUUUUCAAUUGUGAUAUGAUGUAAAGUUUUUGGAUGCUAAUCAAAAGCAUUGAAAUUCUGACUUGCAGAAUUGUAAGAGCUGUUCCAAAAGCAAUCUGGCAAGUGUCCCAUCUUUCUGUGCAGAGUACAAAAGAACUGAGGGAUUUUGCCCAAAAAUUUCAUAAGUACUUUAAUAAAAGCUGUUUUUUUUUAAAUCAUA
Messenger RNA from Parasteatoda tepidariorum (common house spider), 4317 nucleotides. RefSeq names its product phosphatidylinositol 3-kinase regulatory subunit alpha. The record is from RefSeq and is a predicted model, not a curated record. Gene Ontology annotation, molecular function: 1-phosphatidylinositol-3-kinase regulator activity. Gene Ontology annotation, cellular component: phosphatidylinositol 3-kinase complex. Gene Ontology annotation, biological process: insulin receptor signaling pathway; phosphatidylinositol phosphate biosynthetic process. NCBI's taxonomy places the organism in Eukaryota, Metazoa, Arthropoda, Arachnida, Araneae, Theridiidae.